This is a messenger RNA of Bactrocera neohumeralis, 1153 nucleotides long. Its product is annotated as protein-lysine N-methyltransferase EEF2KMT. The coding region runs from base 72 to 1070 and encodes 332 amino acids. The record is from RefSeq and is a predicted model, not a curated record. The transcript has 3 exons. NCBI's taxonomy places the organism in Eukaryota, Metazoa, Arthropoda, Insecta, Diptera, Tephritidae.
AAAAGAAAUGUUUAUCUCUUUGCUAUUCCAAUUUAUCUAGUGAAUAUAAAACAUAUAGUAAUUCAUUCAUUAUGAAAGAAGACAUUGCUAGCUUCAUCGAUACGCUGAAGUAUCAAUUCCUGUGCUGCUAUCCGCUACACUGUAUCGACUGGGAUGCUAUACCAAAAGAACUCACAUGGGAAGAACACAAGCAGCUUAUAGAAAACACGGCGCUGCACCCACUUAAUAAAAAAUAUCCCAUUAAAAUAAGCUAUCAACUAAAUUUUCUAAAGCGCUUAUUAGAGCAGCUGGAAAAACAUUGUGACGAAGUACAUGACAUUGUGUACGAGAGCUACUGUGCUGUACAGCAACGUGUAGCUAAGGACACAACUGAAAAAUAUGCUUACAAGCACUAUGUGCAACCGGUACUCGAUGUCUCCUUUACCCUGCGCGAGUCCAAAAGCUUUGUGGCAGAAGGCACAACAGGCUUAUGCAGCUGGCAGGCUUCCAUAGCUUUAGCCGAUUAUCUGGUCCAAAAUAUUGAAUUUGUGCGUGAAAAGUGUGUACUAGAGUUAGGUGCUGGCACUGGCCUGUGUGGCAUGAUUGCGCUGCAAUGUUGCGGUGUGCGGCACAUGCUGCUAACCGAUGGAAGUCGCGAAUGCAUAGAACUUAUGAUGGAGAACGUCUUGCGAAAUUUCAGCGCAGCCCAUGAACUUACUGAUGGUGGAUAUGAAAUAAAAGGAAAUUUAUUGAAUUUAUGUGAAUUGGAAUGGGGCGCUGUCGACCAAAUGAAUUGGCCAAAUGGAUUUUCGACGGAUUUGAUAUUGGCUGCGGACGUAGUAUACGACGACACAGUAUUCGAUUCUCUAACACACGCAAUUGAUUAUGUUUUUAAAAUGAGGCAAGACAAAUGUGAAAUGUUACUUGCUGCCACAGUACGAAACGAACACACGCUUAACAAAUUUUUAAAUUUGCUUUCUACAUUGGAUUUCCAGUAUGUGGAGAAGGAUGUGAUACCUUUAAACAAGUGCAACUUCUAUUGGGAUCGGACAACACCUGUAAAAAUUUUUCAUAUUACACGUAAAAGCUAAUUAUUAAACGGUAGUUUAGAAAAGUGAAGGCAUUUAUUAAAAAAACAAUACAUUUAUUUAAAUGGUAAACUUAGUCUAACACA